This is a messenger RNA of Microcebus murinus (gray mouse lemur), 5882 nucleotides long. RefSeq names its product glutamate ionotropic receptor delta type subunit 2 (gene GRID2). The record is from RefSeq and is a predicted model, not a curated record. Lineage: Eukaryota; Metazoa; Chordata; Mammalia; Primates; Cheirogaleidae. Gene Ontology annotation, molecular function: ligand-gated monoatomic ion channel activity; signaling receptor activity. Gene Ontology annotation, biological process: monoatomic ion transport. Gene Ontology annotation, cellular component: membrane.
CACAUCCGGCGCGGGGGGAGUUGGAAGUUGCGGCGGCGGCGCCGGGACCGGAGACCCGCGGCCCCCGCGCAGCGAUGGACGUGGUCUGAGCUCCAGCCUCUCCCCCUGCCCGAGAGAGCAGCCGAGGCUGGAUACAUUUCUCAAAAGCCAAACUGCGAACAACUCUGGCGAUGCCAAAAUCCCCCUCCAAGUGACACGGCUUUGCGAAGGAGGUUUCCUCAGGCUGGGCUCUCUCUGUCAUUCCGUCUGCCUUCCUCCGCGACGAUAAAAGGCUUCGCUCUGGUAAUAGGGAUUUAGAAAAGAAAAAGAAAAAAAAAAACUGCGCUAAACUCUAUCGUGACCUUAAACUCUUCGGACUGGUUUUAAAAAUAAAUACUGGAAGAAAAUCCAUCCUCCCAGAGAAUCGGCAUAGGAGGAGAUGGAAGUUUUCCCCUUGCUCUUGGUUUUGUCCAUCUGGUGGUCUCGAACCUGGGACUCGGCGAAUGCGGAUUCGAUCAUUCACAUCGGAGCAAUUUUUGAUGAGUCUGCCAAAAAAGAUGAUGAGGUGUUUCGCACAGCAGUUGGCGACCUUAACCAGAAUGAGGAGAUCUUACAGACUGAGAAAAUCACAUUUUCAGUGACAUUCGUUGAUGGCAACAACCCUUUUCAAGCAGUUCAAGAAGCCUGUGAACUUAUGAAUCAAGGCAUCUUGGCCCUGGUCAGCUCCAUUGGCUGCACGUCAGCAGGGUCCCUCCAGUCUCUGGCAGAUGCCAUGCACAUCCCCCACCUCUUCAUUCAGCGUUCAACAGCUGGGACCCCAAGAAGUGGCUGUGGACUCACCCGGAGCAACAGGAAUGAUGACUACACUCUCUCAGUUCGACCACCUGUCUACUUGAACGAUGUUAUCCUAAGAGUGGUCACAGAGUAUGCCUGGCAGAAAUUCAUUAUAUUCUAUGAUAGUGAGUAUGAUAUCCGUGGAAUACAGGAAUUUUUGGACAGAGUAUCUCAGCAAGGGAUGGAUGUUGCACUUCAGAAGGUAGAGAACAAUAUCAAUAAAAUGAUCACCACUCUCUUUGAUACCAUGAGAAUAGAGGAAUUGAAUCGCUAUCGAGACACUCUUAGGCGAGCCAUCCUUGUUAUGAACCCCGCCACCGCCAAAUCCUUCAUUACUGAGGUUGUGGAGACUAAUUUGGUUGCUUUUGACUGUCACUGGAUCAUUAUAAAUGAGGAAAUAAAUGAUGUGGACGUACAGGAACUUGUAAGAAGGUCAAUUGGAAGGUUAACGAUUAUUCGGCAGACAUUUCCAGUCCCCCAGAAUAUAAGUCAGCGAUGUUUCCGUGGCAACCAUCGAAUAUCUUCAACACUGUGUGAUCCAAAGGAUCCAUUUGCUCAGAACAUGGAGAUUUCAAACCUUUACAUAUAUGACACAGUGCUUCUGCUUGCUAAUGCUUUUCAUAAGAAGCUGGAGGACCGAAAGUGGCACAGCAUGGCAAGUUUGUCAUGUAUCCGAAAGAACUCGAAGCCUUGGCAGGGAGGGCGUUCAAUGUUGGAGACCAUCAAGAAGGGUGGAGUUAAUGGGUUGACUGGAGAGCUAGAAUUUGGAGAAAAUGGAGGCAAUCCCAAUGUCCACUUUGAAAUUCUUGGAACCAACUAUGGAGAAGAGCUUGGCAGAGGUGUUCGCAAACUUGGGUGCUGGAAUCCUGUCACAGGUCUGAAUGGGUCACUGACCGAUAAGAAACUGGAGAAUAACAUGCGUGGCGUGGUUUUACGUGUGGUGACUGUUCUGGAAGAACCUUUUGUAAUGGUCUCUGAAAAUGUCUUGGGUAAGCCGAAGAAAUACCAGGGCUUCUCCAUUGAUGUUUUGGAUGCCUUGUCAAACUACCUGGGUUUUAACUAUGAAAUUUAUGUCGCACCGGAUCACAAAUAUGGAAGCCCACAAGAAGAUGGGACAUGGAAUGGCUUGGUAGGAGAACUAGUCUUUAAGAGAGCCGACAUAGGGAUUUCUGCUUUAACCAUCACUCCGGAUCGUGAGAAUGUGGUGGACUUCACAACACGUUACAUGGACUACUCAGUGGGGGUACUACUUCGAAGGGCUGAAAAGACAGUGGACAUGUUUGCCUGUCUUGCACCAUUUGAUCUCUCUCUCUGGGCUUGCAUUGCCGGCACAGUCCUGCUGGUGGGUCUGCUGGUCUACCUCUUGAACUGGCUUAACCCCCCGCGAUUACAAAUGGGAUCAAUGACGUCUACUACUCUCUAUAACUCCAUGUGGUUCGUGUAUGGAUCCUUUGUGCAGCAAGGUGGGGAGGUCCCAUACACGACUCUGGCUACUCGAAUGAUGAUGGGGGCGUGGUGGCUGUUUGCUUUGAUUGUCAUCUCCUCUUACACAGCAAACCUUGCUGCUUUCCUCACUAUUACCCGCAUUGAAAGCUCCAUCCAAUCUCUCCAGGACCUUUCUAAGCAAACGGACAUCCCUUAUGGCACAGUACUGGACUCUGCAGUGUAUGAACAUGUUCGCAUGAAGGGACUGAAUCCUUUCGAGAGGGACAGCAUGUAUUCCCAAAUGUGGCGGAUGAUCAACCGAAGCAACGGAUCAGAGAACAAUGUUCUGGAGUCCCAAGCAGGCAUUCAAAAGGUAAAAUAUGGAAAUUAUGCUUUUGUAUGGGAUGCAGCUGUAUUGGAAUAUGUGGCUAUCAAUGAUCCAGACUGUUCCUUUUAUACCAUUGGGAAUACCGUUGCUGAUCGGGGAUACGGAAUUGCAUUGCAACAUGGCAGUCCUUACCGGGAUGUUUUUUCACAAAGGAUCCUGGAGCUCCAGCAGAAUGGCGACAUGGACAUCCUGAAGCACAAGUGGUGGCCUAAGAAUGGCCAGUGUGACCUGUACUCCUCAGUGGACACGAAGCAGAAAGGAGGCGCCCUGGACAUAAAGAGCUUUGCAGGGGUUUUUUGCAUCCUGGCCGCCGGCAUCGUCCUGUCCUGCUUCAUAGCCAUGCUGGAGACGUGGUGGAACAAGAGGAAAGGCUCCCGCGUGCCGUCCAAAGAGGCUCCAUCCCUGCAGAACGAAACCACAAUAUCUGAAAGAAGGAAUGCUUGGCCACUGAGGCCAUGUUUGAAACUUGGCGGCAAUACCUGGAGAAGCCAGGCAUCCGGUCACGGCCUCCACCAAUCGUCACAACUGGGACGACCCCUGGAUGACCCAUAACCUCUCCCAGCACCAGAGCUGCUGAUCUCUUUCCCUCCUGUUGAUGUCAGGAUCCAUUCGACCCUGAGUACCCAAAACUGGUGAGCAAAUGUACUAUCUUCUAAAUCAAAAACUCUUCUUCAGUUCAAGGAAGCUGAACUCACCAGGUUGUGACAUCCAGAAAUCCUUGCUGUGAUCCACUCAUGGAAGAGCAACGACAGGACUGCUGCUUUCAGCCACAGGUCAUGGGUCUUGCCCAGCCAACCCAUCAGCCUUAGAGGGACGCUUCUAUGCAGGGGACUCCUUGUCUGUAUGUCCUGGUCACAAGCACUCACACUGAGGUCCAAAUCCACACCAGAAUAGCUUCUACCUGGGCAGGAUUCACCAUCUUCUCAACUCUGUUUCUUGGGACUUCUGGUGGCCCAAGAUCCAGUGAGACAUGCAGGACCAUCAAGGAGAAUGUGUUUGGCAGAUCUUAACCAGAAAUAGACAGAAGCCCCUUCCAACCCAUAUGAAAUCACCAGUGAUUGUGGUUAAUCAGCUUUGGAGACUUUGAUCCCAUAAUUCUCUGUGUAUUACUAAAACAACAUUACCUUCAUAUUUACCAAAAUGGUCCACUUUCCUCCAUGCCAAAAGACAUUGCCUUUACCCCAAGUGAGCAUCAAACACCCACAUCGUGCAUGGAAUCCUGGCUAAUGUAGAGCCUCCAUUUUGAAUCCACACCUAGGACAUUUGUCAUUAUAAACAAAGAUCACUUGGAUCGGUGAGAUUACACCCUGGACUUGCAGUGCCUGUGUAUACUACCCACCACUAAGAAACUGGGUUUUCCCUAUACCCACUUCCACAUACAUCCAUAACACCACUUCCAUGCAAAUCAUCUCUUCCAAGUCAGUUACAAAAGCAUCACAUGAAACAUCCCAACCUGUCAUGAAUUCAGCCUGUUUUUAUUGAGAACCUACUAGGUGCCAAGCACUGCAUUCCAUCCUGGGGCUACCAUGGUGAAUAAGUCCCAACCCUUGCCCCAGGAAGUUUGCAUUCCAAUGAGGAUGUCAGACGAUUCAACAGCGUGAGUGCUAGAGCAGUGUGCUGAGGACCACAAGAACUCCCUCGUCUCUGUUCCUUGAUCAAUCACCCAGGCAGUUCCCAGUUGCCCAGGCUGACACAUAGAUGAUCUUCGAAUAUGCCAAAGCAACCCACAAGAUUAAAGCCAACAAGCAGCAGUCCCAAGUGGUUAUCGAAUGGGUUCUGGUUACCUAAUGUGUGAUUUAUGAACCACCUGACUUUUAAACAAGUGAGAUGUGCACUUACUGAGCACCUUACUGGUAUGUCACCCAACUGGUGACCCUACGUGUAGCUGCUCACAGGUGAAAAUCAGGCUGUGACAUCAGAAGAAAGACAUGGCUUCAAGUUUGGAUCCCGGCGCUGAUGAUGACUGGGCAAAUCACUUAAACUCUGGUCUUUGGUGUCUUUCUUUGCAACAGACAAAUAAAAACAUUAUAUACUGUACCUACCUCACAGGGUUGUUGUGAGAAUCAAGUGAAAAAUGUAUGUGAAAGCACUUUUGUAAACUUUAUUUUUGAAUCAUUCCAUUUUCCAUGGGUUCUUCAUCCUCCCUACGAAAUACAAUAUUGUAAUUUACCAGAAGGGUGUAUUCUUAUCCCCUCUGUCUCCCUGUGUCGUGAAUGGUACGAGAAGAUGAAGUACAUGCCCUCCUGGAUAUCUGGUUUUCAGUUUGGGGACUCUGAUGCCUCACCAAGUGACAAGGGUAUAAUCCAGAGGACCAAAGCUGGGGUCCUGAUGCCAUGUAGAUAUCCCACAAUUCACAUGCCACUAGACUGGGACAUCAGUCAACUCUCUGGAUGGAAGCUGGUCCCCAAGACCCACGUAGAGAACCCAUUCUUGGCCCUAGAGAUCUAACCAGAACACAGUCAUUCAGGGACUCACCUGGGUUCUGGCUUCCAGAGUAGUCACCAGCCACUCUGGGAAAGAGCAUGUCUCCCAGAAUGGCGGAAAGAGAUUGGUUAAAGGAGACACUGACCCGAUUAAAUGAAAUACAAGCCACACCUGACUGCCUGACCUAUUAUAGUUGGGUUGUCAAGGGAAAUUCCUAGACACUCAUUUAAAUAAAGGAAAUUGGUGACACAUUUCUUCUUUUAGCAGUGUAUCCCUGAGACCAACCUGGCUCUUGCCUGCCUGAUUUUGAUUUGUCUAUUCCCUGUCUGUUCAGUAGACCUGUGAUAAGAUGUGUUUCUGGCUUACAAAUCUCAUGUCUCCUUUACACACACACACACAGACACACACACACACACACACACACACACACAAUGAGGAGGGCCACCCAUUUUUCCCAUCCUACCUUUUGGCCAAGCCCUAGGUCAGCCUUCCCUUUCUGAUGAUUCAAUAUGCAUUCUGGAUUGGCCAAUCAAAUUUGAGUUCAGUGUCACCGGGGCAGUCCUAAUCUGUCCCAGGCUCAAACUCGGACUUUAUUUCAGUCCUGUGUAGAAGCUUAGACUGCCCACAGAGCCACUGGUAACCCAGCAAUCCUUUAAGCAAAAGGAGGUGUUAAGCCUAAAAUAGAAAACUUCAACUGCAAUCCAUCCCUCAAGUUCCUAGAGCAAGGAAAGAAGAUUAUAGGAAAAGUUUUGAUGCAAUGUGUGUAUCAAUUUCCAAAGUAUUUUUAAAUGGAAUGGAAAAUGACUUACAAUCUCCUCGUUGCUAAUAGGUC